This is a messenger RNA of Tupaia belangeri chinensis (Chinese tree shrew), 1210 nucleotides long. RefSeq names its product chromosome unknown C1orf50 homolog (gene CUNH1orf50). The transcript is spliced from 5 exons. The record is from RefSeq and is a predicted model, not a curated record. NCBI's taxonomy places the organism in Eukaryota, Metazoa, Chordata, Mammalia, Scandentia, Tupaiidae. The coding region runs from base 70 to 669 and encodes 199 amino acids.
UUUAUGCGCCUGCUCUUCCGGCUCUCGCAGACUUGCUGCAGGGGUGUACUGAUUGGGUAAGGUGCAGUCAUGGAGGGCGCUGUCGCACCUGAGCAGACCGAGGGGGUCGAGGAAAGUCGCGGAGUGCAGGUGGUGGCGGAGCCAGGAGGAGCCCUGGUGGAGCUCACCCCGACCCCCGGCGGACUGGCCCUGGUGAGCCCCUACCACACCCACCGGGCCGGGGACCCCUUAGACCUCGUGGCGCUCGCAGAGCAGGUGCAGAAGGCUGAUGAAUUCAUCCGAGCAAAUGCCACCAACAAGCUGACUGUCAUAGCUGAGCAAAUCCAGCAUUUGCAAGAACAAGCCAGGAAGGUACUGGAGGAGGCUCAUAGAGAUGCCAACUUGCACCACGUGGCUUGUAAUAUGGUGAAAAAACCUGGCAACAUUUACUACCUUUAUAAGCGGGAGAGUGGCCAGCAAUACUUUUCCAUUAUUUCUCCAAAGGAGUGGGGGACGAGUUGCCCGCAUGACUUUCUUGGCGCCUACAAGCUACAACAUGACUUGUCCUGGACUCCAUACGAGGACAUUGAGAAGCAAGAUGCUACAAUCAGUCUCAUGGGCAAGUUGCUGAGCCAGUCGGUGGCCCUGCCUCCAUGCACCGAGCCCAACUUCCAAGGACUGACUCAGUGAGAGUCCUCUCUUGACAGAACAGCUCUCAGGACAAGGACUCGGCCGUCACCUCCCUGUUGCCCCCAUUCUGUGCUUUGAGGGGAGGUGUUUUGAGAAUUGAGAGCAUGUGGUGAGUCAUGAACUUCUUGGAAGGAAACGCUGUGAAUGUAAAUGUUGUCGUUAUUACUUUUAGGUGGGGUGACAAUGAAUUGCAUCAUUCUCUUUGAGACCCUCUGUAGGCCACAGAUACCCACCAGAGUAUUGACCAGUGGGUCUUCCUUUUUCUCUGUCUUCCCUCAAGUCAGAGCAGGAGAGAAAGAAGAGUUCUAUCUUCCUACAAAAAGGCCGGCACAGAGAACUGUCCCAGUCUGUUCACAGCUACCAUCACUUACGGCUGGGGCUGAGGUUUUACCGCAGUUGGUCAAAUCCAGCUUCAAUAACGUCUGGGAACAAGGAUGUUGGGUAAUGGAGGGUGAUACUUUAAGAAGAAAAAACUUAUCUCUCGAUCAUUAAAAAAAUAAAACCCAAAUGGUGUGGCUGGACUAGAGGGUGUGAUUGUGGA